Sorghum bicolor (sorghum) is the source of this 3780-nucleotide messenger RNA. Its product is annotated as receptor-like serine/threonine-protein kinase NCRK. Gene Ontology annotation, molecular function: ATP binding; protein kinase activity. The record is from RefSeq and is a predicted model, not a curated record. NCBI's taxonomy places the organism in Eukaryota, Viridiplantae, Streptophyta, Magnoliopsida, Poales, Poaceae. Gene Ontology annotation, biological process: protein phosphorylation. The coding region runs from base 1197 to 3164 and encodes 655 amino acids. The transcript is spliced from 9 exons.
ACUUGGUCAAUUUAUUUACUCUAACCCAAGAAUCUAUUCAUGUAUUUCGUUCCAUGAUGAGAAAAAGAGUUGUUAUUGUUAUUAUACUAUUACAUGUCUAAGAUCUUGAUCUACACAAAUAUAUUACAUGUCUAGGAUAACAUUGUAUUGAUGCGUAUCUUGCAACUACUUCAGCAUCCAACGAUUCUUUGGAUGGAUCGGGCCACCAAAAAAGGAUUUCAAAUUAGGAGCAACCACCAAGACACUUCCAGGGCAGCAGGCCAGCAGCUUAUUUUAAGCUCUAGCCACUACGUACUAGCCUGCAGUAGGUAGUUGCAGAGGGCACAUCCACAGGGAUGCAUUUGGAGAUGGGGCGCAACUAUCAGAUUAAGGAACAUUUUGAAAUCUCUCUCAUUCUUUCUUGACCGACAUAAUCCAGUGGCUUGAAUUGAGUUUGCGUCUUCUGAUUGUGAUCAUUAGUCCAAAUCGUUUUUUUUUUGAGCAAGAUUAGUCCAAAUCGUUAUUCCUUGCAGAUUUGUACUGGAAUGUUACUAUCAGCCUAUCAGGUUUCCAAAAUCUGUCCUGUUUUGAUUGAUUUUUUGUUUUGGACAUUUGGUAACAUGGCAACUGCAUGCUAAUGUUAGAAAGCUUAUGACAAGUUCAACCCCGGGAAUAAUCAUUCAAAAACUUGGUGUGAACAUCCAGCCUGAGAUCCCUGAAGACUCUAAUUAACUCCAGACUCGGCAUCUGUCACUCACACCCGACAUUACAGGCCAGAUGUCGUUUUAAGUUAUAAUCCAGUGUUCAAUGCCUCAACUAGAACAUUGCACCUAAGUACAGCCAAUCUCGUUCAAGGCCUACUUCUUCUUUUUUCCUACUGCACAUAUAGUGCUGUAGGUUGAGAUGUCUCCUAUCUUGCAAGCUGCUGCAUUGAGUGUGCUAGUAUUUUCUUUUGGAAAGCAAGCAUACAUUUGUCAAACAAUUGUUGAUAGCUUCUGCCACUUCAUUGGAAUUGCCUGCAUUGCAUAUAAGCUGCCUUCUUCGUCUAUCGGUUCUUAGACUCUCUCUCUCUCUCCCCCCCACUUUUCAUCUUUCACGCCUCUUUGGUUCUACUUUCAGACCAGGAUACCUGUCGUUUUUGCCUGAGGCAAUUUGAGAUCUUGCACUAGAUGGGACUUAUUUGAUGUUUUCGCCAUUCUCUACUUCGGUGCGAGCUAAUGGAUCUCUACAUGAAACUUCUCCUGGCCUCCCUCAGCUGUAUUCUCCUGAUGCAAGCAGCAUCAUGUGAUGGCACCACAGGCGAAACUGAAACGGCAAACUGGACAUGUGUAUGCGCAGCUCAUCCACUAGAUGAACCAAACUCUAACAGCAGCCUGUUGUCCAAUUGCUCUUCAUCCUGCCAUUGCCAACAAGAUGAUAAUGGUGGCACAGGGUCAUGGAACUGCACAUGUGCCGCUGAUAAGGGCCUUCAGAAAGAAGAACAUGCUGUGCUACGUGCCAGGAGUUGCUUCACUUCCUGUAACUGCACAUCUGGUAUUGGAAGUUCAGAGGAAGGGAAAAGGCAUGUCUCCAGCAAAACAGUCAUAAUUACGCUCCUAGUUUGUGUGAUUCUCACCACUACUGCUUUCCUUGUCACCACCGUAUACUACUUCCGCCGCAAGGAUGCUCUCUCUCCACGAUCGCAGAUAUACUCCUUCGAUAAAUACACUAGCUGGAGCAGCAGAUCGAACCUUGUCAGCAAUCGAUCGUCUCCACUUCCCCAAUUGAAAUCAAAACCAAGGCUUGGUGUUUUAAAAGAGUUUCUGUGUAGCUGCAACCUCAUCUGCGGGGGCGAAAGCGGCACGUUCCCUGGUGUCAUUAUCCGGUUUUCAUACGCGGAGUUGGAGCAAGCAACCGGGAAAUUCUCAGACGAGCAUCUUAUCGGAGUUGGUGGGUCGAGCAAGGUGUACCGAGGCCAGCUCGGCGAUGGCAAAGUUGUUGCCGUGAAGAAGCUUAGGCCCCUAGGAGGUGCAGAUGAAGACUUCGAAUUCCUAUCAGAGAUCGAGCUGCUGUCGAGGCUGAACCACUGCCACGUAGUGCCAUUGCUGGGGUACUGCUCGGAGAGCCAGGGCCGGCAGCUGGAGAGGCUGCUGGUGUUCGAGUGCAUGUCCAACGGCAACCUGAGGGACUGCCUGGACCUGAAGCAAGGGAGGAGGCCCAUGGACUGGCAGACCCGGGUGAGCAUCGCUCUCGGCGCCGCUAGGGGGGUGGAGUACCUCCAUGAGGCAGCCGCCCCGCGUAUCCUCCACCGUGACAUCAAGUCCACCAACAUCCUGCUGGAUGACAAGUUCAGAGCCAAGAUCACUGACCUUGGCAUGGCCAAGUGCCUGAUGAACGACGGCGUGACGAGCUGCUCGAGCUCCCCGGCGCGGAUGCUGGGCACGUUCGGGUACUUCGCGCCGGAGUACGCCAUCGUGGGCAAGGCGUCGCUCAAGUCGGACGUGUUCAGCUUCGGCGUCGUCGUGCUGGAGCUCAUCACCGGGCGGCCGCCCAUCCACAAGUCGUCGUCGACGAGGGCCGACGAGAGCCUCGUCAUCUGGGCGACGUCGCGGCUGCGGGACAGCAGGCUGGUGGUGACGGAGCUGCCGGACCCGACGCUGCAGGGCAAGUUCCCGGCGGAGGAGAUGCAGAUCAUGGCGCACCUGGCGCGGGAGUGCCUGCAAUGGGACCCCGAGGCGAGGCCCACCAUGACGGAGGUCGUCCAGAUCCUCGCCACCAUCGCGCCACUCCAGCAGGGCGCCAAGCGCCGGAACCUCCCCAUCGCCGCCGCCUUCAACCUCACGGCGUCGCCGCACGUUGGGAGGUGCGACCCGGAGCCUAAGGACGACGACGACGACAUCGAGAGGCAACAGCUGCAGCAGCAGGAGUGCUCGCCGACGACGCCCGUCCAGUGGAAACAGCAAGCGCGGCGCGCGCCGUCGCCGCCACCGGGCCGCGCGUCGUGGCCCGGCGACAGGGGGAACGUUGUGAGCAGAGGCGCGGUGGUGUCGGGCGAGCUGGUGAACGGGACGCUGCUGAUGAGCCCCCACGGGCGGGGAAGCUGGCGGCGGCCGCCACCGCCGCCUGGCGACGACGAGGAGGCGGUGGACGUGGACCUGACGGAGCCUCGGAUGGAGGCGUUCACGCAGCCGGCGGCAUUCAGAUGACGAAAGGAUUAGCAGGAUCGGGAGGAGAUGGUGAUGGUUUUGAUUGCUGCAUCAGCGGCGGGUGCUGUACAUCUUCUUGUUCAUGGCUCCACGAUCCACAGCAGCAUCUGCUUCUGCUUCUGCAUCUGCGUCCAUGAAUGUACAGUACAGGCGAACGCAUCUAGAUCGACAAGGGGAAAAGAAAUGGUAUUGAGAUCGUUGUGGGAUAGGGAUAGAUAGGUUGAAGUUGAACACGAGAUCAAUGCCGAUAGGAUGGCCAAUCCUCCAUGGCUGAAGUGAAUCCACAGCGCACGAGAGAGAGAUCCGACAGCAACACUGGGUAUCCAGCGAUUGUAACAAAAGCAGAUGUGCAUGUGUGUAUCAUCUUAUACUCUGUCAAAAGAAAAAAAAAAUGCAACUAUGAGAUUUGUGCAAGUCAAAUUAAAUUAACUUUAACCAAGUUUAUAGUAAGAUAAAGUCAUGACAUGUGACCAUGUGGGCCCAUGUGUCAGUGAUAGGGAGAGAGUGGAUAGUAAAGGAGCAUUCUAGGCAGUGAAAAAUAGGUUGUCGGUUUGUAAAUGGGUCUAAACACGUCCAAGGCAUACAUAAUGACAUAUUUCAGAGAAAAGAAGAAUUA